UAGCAGAUAAAGCUAGAUUUCUGAAAAGCCAGCAUGAGGCCGGCCCUCGGGAAUGACUGCGGACACCCCUGAUCUAAUUGACGGCAAGUGGAUACAUUGGAACCAUCAACCAACCACCGAACACACACAAAGUUUCAGUAUACAAUAAAAAUUUAUUCCACUUCCAGGAUUUGCUUUGCAUACAAAUUCUAAACCAAAUGUGAGGAUGUCAUUUGACUUCCUUUCAAAGUAGUCAAAGCUCACUUGCUGCUGUUUUGCCUGCCUUUUUCCGGCUUUGUUUGGAAUGACAUUUACAAUUGUUGCUGUGUUGACAGCAAGAGACCCAAGGUGUUUGUUCCUAACAAAUCAGGUUUGUCCUGUUGUCCAAUCUACACAUCAACUGAUGCUCUUUUCAUUUUUUAUGUUUGUGUUUUUUUACAAAGCCGUUCAGUUGUAGAUUUCAGAGGGACUCUCGAGUAAGACUGUUGAGGAACAAGUUCAGACAUUUUAACAUUUAAAGAUCCACUCAAUUCCUGGAGGCCACAGUUUCAGAUCUGAAUCGGUCCAGAAUCGGAGGAAGAUUCUCCAUGAGACUGAAGGCAGAGUGCCUGCUUGAAAGGGAGAACCUCCACAUGUUUUCUGCUGCAGCAAAUGACUCAUCUGGCUCUUUUGGUCAUGUCACUCCCUCAACUUUACGAAAGCUCAAACAAUUCUGGCGCAGCUCUAUAGGGAAAUUAAGAAAUGAAAUAGUUUGGCCAUGACCUCAUAAGAAAACUGCUCAGAAUUUUACAGAUACAGUUACAAUAAACCUGGCAUGCAAAAUGUCCUGAAUAUUUAAACACUCUAACUACAAACUGGCUUUUUCUAGGACAAACAUCGUCAUGUUUCAACUUGACAUGAGGUCUUAUUUUUCACAAUGCUCGUGAUCUCACUUUAACACUAGCAGACAGUGAUGUAGCAUUUUCUUUCUAUUGGCUCUGCUGUGUCAGGAUUUCCUUUCUGGAUCCACUGUGACAUGAAACAUGUGAGUAGAUUUAAGACAGCCCCUCUGUCUUAUAUAAACUCAAACACGAGAAUUCUUCCAGUGCAGGCUAAGCAUCUCUGUGUCCAUUUAUUCUGCUCUACUUUGUAUGUAGGUCAUCUUUAGUGGACCAGCGAUGCUGCAGGAUGACAGUUAAACACCACUGUGGUGUUAUCAGGGGCAAAGAAGUACAGAGAGCAUGCUGAAAAAAUGUCUCAACAACACCAAAAAUAGUUAUUUCUUUGUGCUUAUGCAACUUUUGUUUUUAUCACGUGUUCAUAUUUAAGAUACACUGUCAGUUUGAGACCGUAGUAUGGUCAAUUCCCUGUCGAUGAGCUUUGAUUGGGUCUCCGAAAUGCCUUUGAAUGAGGUCUAAAUAAGAGGUUUGCAUGUGUCAUUUACUGCUGCAUCCCAAAGUACUAAAAUUGCUCACAGCUGCUCCUCCAGCUGAGGCAGAAGUGUCCUCUCAUGGUCUGUGGAUGAGCUAAAUCUCCACUGAUCUUUGCAAAUAACAGCCUGCAGACGGGCCACAGUUUGCCUCUACCAUGACACCCAGUGGUAAGUAGUGGCCUCGAGGUUAAAAGACAUACUGUAAUGAUAAUGCAGUUUGAAAACAUUUAUUUUCAUCCUUUGACAUAAUAUUUUUUACUAAAAAUAGUCAACUUUAACCUAAUAUUGAGAGUAAUAACAUUUUAUUUUUGUGGGGCAAGGUUUUUUUAAAUAAAUUCCAACAUUUAAGCCAUUCACUCCAAAUCACAAAACCUCCAAUAGAUUUUUAUAAAUCUAUUAUUCAUCAAUUGUACCACUCAUUUUACAUUUUAAAUAUGUUUUUUUUACAGCCAUCUACUGCGUUCACUUUAAAAGUUUGACCGAAUGAGUGGCCUGGUUUUCUUUCAUGGUAGAAAACAAUCAAUAAGUUUUAACCAGAGCAACAAUACCACGGACUGGAGAAACACAACAACUCCCACAGGGACGCAUUAUCUUUUUCAGCAUACGGUUCUUUUAUUUAAACCUUUUUUUAACAGAAAAAAAGAAUAAGGAAUCUCAGAGAUUCUGUGUCAAACUAAUCAACUUUUGUUCACAUGCCUGCAAGUGGCUGAAAAACAAAGAAAGGGAAUAAUCAUCUGAACGUAAGUUUGGACACUUUUACAAAUGGCCGCUGUAAAAAUUAAAACAGUUGGUACCUUCUCCACAUUGUUUUUUUUUUAUUUUUUAAAUGUUCUUCCUCUUGUGGUAUUGUAUGAUAAUGUGCAUGUUUCAUCUAUUUUAGGUGAAAUAUGGCAGCUGAUUUAGAUGUGGUGAACCUGUUUGUUAUUGCUGGAGGAACACUGGCUAUUCCCAUCCUGGCUUUUCUGGCCUCCUUCCUGCUCUGGCCAUCUGUACUCAUAAAAGUGUAUUACUGGUACUGGAGGAGAACUUUGGGUCUGCAGGUACGUUAUGCAGAUUGUGGAGGUUAUCGGUUCUGUUACUCCUACAGAGGAAAGCCUGGAUUAAGACCUUCUAUCUUAAUGCUCCAUGGAUUCUCAGCUCACAAAGACACAUGGCUGACUGUUGUCAAGUAUCUACCCAAACAUCUGCACAUUGUGUGUGUGGACAUGCCAGGCCAUGAAGGAACAACACGCACCAACACGGAUGAUUAUUCUAUUCAGGGGCAAGUCAGGAGGAUCCAUCAGUUUGUGGAAUCCAUUCACCUAAACAGGAAACCCUUUCAUCUGGUUGGAACCUCCAUGGGGGGAAAUGUUGGAGGAGUUUAUGCAGCUUGUUAUCCUUCAGAACUCUGCAGCAUGACUCUCAUUUGUCCAGACGGAAUAAGACAUCCGUGUGAGACCAAGUUUGACAAUCACUUACAGGACCUGGAGCACAGCAAUUACACCCUCAGCAUCCCACUGAUCCCUACUACACCAGAGGAGAUGGAGGACAUGUUCAGACUGUGCUCCCACGUUCGCUUCAGAAUUCCUCAGCAGAUUCUUCAAGGACUGGUAGAUGUCCGACUGCCUCACAACACGUUUUAUGAAGAAGUAUUUAUGGAGAUUGUUGGUGAGAAGUCAAGAUAUGCUUUACAAGAGCACCUGCAUCUCAUAACUGCUCCUCUACAAGUGAUUUGGGGUAAACAAGAUCAGGUGGUGGAUGUCUCUGGGGCAAGUGUUAUUGCAGAGCUGUUGCCUGGAUGCAGGGUAGACCUGCUGGAAAACUGUGGUCACUCUGUGGUUAUGGAGAAGCCUUGUCGGACAGCCAAACUCAUCCUCGAAUUCAUUAUCUUGCAGCAGAACGCCAGAGGUGGUACAAAGAAGUCAUCCUGAUCAAAAGAUAAAAAAAAGAAAA
Messenger RNA from Oryzias melastigma (Indian medaka), 3322 nucleotides. It is a transcript of the gene abhd6b, whose product is annotated as abhydrolase domain containing 6, acylglycerol lipase b. The record is from RefSeq and is a predicted model, not a curated record. The transcript has 8 exons. NCBI's taxonomy places the organism in Eukaryota, Metazoa, Chordata, Actinopteri, Beloniformes, Adrianichthyidae. The coding region runs from base 2278 to 3300 and encodes 340 amino acids.